Molecule: messenger RNA, 6419 nt
Organism: Oncorhynchus kisutch (coho salmon)
Lineage: Eukaryota; Metazoa; Chordata; Actinopteri; Salmoniformes; Salmonidae
Product: neural cell adhesion molecule 1
Exons: 24
Coding region: 206-4111 (1301 amino acids)
Biological process (GO): cell adhesion
Cellular component (GO): membrane
Molecular function (GO): protein binding
Source: RefSeq, a predicted model, not a curated record
UGUCACUCAUUCUUUGAACAGUGUGCUGGCGCUGAUCUUCUGCCGCUGCUACAUCGAUAAUCAACCAAUUUGCCAUACGAAAAAUAAAUAUCUAGCAAUAUGGGAAUGUAAUAUUUUUGAAAAUAUCAAGAACAAUAUCAAAAUAUCAAGAACAACCACAACAUUCUUCAUUAAGACAUUUGCGUGGUCUAAUCAAGGAGUUGCGAUGCUCCACGCAAAGGAUAUCAUCCUAGCCUUGCUUCUCGUGGGCUCUACAGUUUGUCUGGAAGUGGAGAUCACCCCCACCCAGGGAGAGAUCAGUGUCGGAGAGUCCAAGUUCUUUCUGUGUGAAAUUGUUGGGGUAGCAAAGGAGAUUGACUGGUAUUCUCCGAGCGGGGAGAGGAUAGAGCCCAACAAACCAGAGAUCACCGUAACCCGAAACGACGAGUCCUCGUCCACACUCACGCUCUACAAGGCCGGGGUGGACAGCGCUGGGACCUACAAGUGUCUGGCCACCAACGGAGACCAGUCAGCAGAAGCCACCGUCAACGUCAAGUUCUACCAAAGGAUCACCUUCAAGAACGCCCCCUCCCCCCAAGAGUUCAAUGAAGGGGACAACGCCAACAUUGUCUGUGACGUCAUCAGCUCCCCUCCCCCCACCAUCAUCUGGAAACACAAAGGAGUGAAGAUUCAGAUGGAGAAGGAUGUCCGCUUUAAGAUCCUGCCCAACAACCACCUGCAGAUCCGAGGCAUCAAGAAGACAGACGAGGGGUCGUACACCUGUGAGGGCCGCCUCAUGGCCCGGGGAGAGAUUGACCUCAAGAUCAUUAGGGUCAUCGUCAACGUGCUCCCUACCAUCCGGGUGUGGCAGUCUGAGGUGAAUGCCACAGCAGGCGUGGGCCAGUCUGCUAUGUUGACCUGUGCUGCUGAUGGAUACCCAGAGCCCAUGGUGACCUGGGCACGAGCCGGUGUUCUUCUGGAGUCAGGAGACAAGUACAGCUUUAAUAAGGACGGUUCAGAGAUGACCAUCAUGGAGGUAGCCAAGCUGGAUGAGGGAGAGUACACCUGCAUCGCUAAGAACAAGGCUGGGGAGAGCGAACAGGAAGUCAGCCUUAGAGUGUUUGUGAAACCUAAGAUCACCUUCCUGCUGAACCAGAGCACGUCUGAGAUGGCUGAGCAGGUGACUCUGACCUGUGAGGCGUCAGGGGACCCCACCCCCACCAUCAACUGGAGCUUUGGCCUGCGCCCCUUCACUGAGGGAGAGCAGGCACAUCUAAACAGGAUCUAUCAGGCCUCUUGGACUCGGCCCGAACAACACAAGAGUCUGGAUGGGAACGUCGUAGUGAGGAGUGAUGCUCGUGUGUCCUCCCUCACGCUGAAGUACGCCAAGUUCACCGACGCUGGCCAGUACCUCUGCUCUGCACGCAACGCCAUCGGAGUGGAUUCUCAACCCGCCUACCUGGAAGUCCGCUAUGCUCCUAAGAUCCAGGGCUCAGUGACAGUGUAUACCUGGGAGGGGAAUGCAGCUAACAUCAGCUGUGAGGUCCUGGCCCACCCCAGUGACGUUUCCAUGCUCUGGCUGAGGGACGGGUUUCAGCUUCCCAACGCUAACAUCACCAAAGCCAAGGUUUUCCAGAGCCCCACAGCCAGCUACCUGGAGGUCACUCCAGAGUCUGAGAAUGACUUCGGGAGCUACAACUGUACUGCUGCCAAUGAGAUGGGCACAGAAUCCAAGGAGUUUCUCCUCAUUCAGGCUGAUGUCCCGUCAGCCCCAUCCCUCGGGGAGGUGGAGCCGUUCUCCAGCUCAGCCAGGGUGGAGUUCCAGGAGCCUGAUGCCACCGGGGGUGUACCCGUCCUCCGGUACCGGGCUGAAUGGAAGACUGUGGGCAGGGGCAGCUGGGUGCAGAUGGUCUAUGACGUCCAAGGAGGAGCUCUGAGUGAAAUAACCAUCACAGGCCUGAAGCCUGAGACCAACUAUGAGGUGAAGAUGUCAGCCAUCAAUGGCAAGGGAGAGGGUGAAACUAGCCCCGUUGUGGUCUUCAAGACAGAACCUGUCCGUUAUUCUUACGCAAAUGGCAUUUUUCAUUUUUUCACUGAGGACUCAGAAGGGGAACCUGAACCGCCUAAGCUGGAGGGAACACUCCAAACCAAAGGCAACUCCCUCAAAGUCAACUGGCUCAAGCAGGACGAUGGAGGCUCACCCAUCACACACUACCUAGUCCGCUAUAAACCAAAGCAUCAGGCCGACUGGAAGCCAGAGAUCCGGCUGCCCGGUGGCAGUGAGUAUGUGGUUCUGAGCGGACUGGAGUGGAACACGGAGUACGAUGUGUUUGUGGUGGCAGAGAACCAACAGGGGAAGUCCCAACCUGGAACCCUGACCAUCAGAACCUCUCCAGAACCCGCUGCCAUCCCAGAUAUAGACGGGGAGUCUGCCCUCUCCACGGGCAUCAUGGCAGGGAUCCUCAUCUUGGCCUUCGUCCUGCUGCUCCUGGCUGUGGACGUCACCUGCUACUUCACCAACAAGUGUGGCCUCAUCAUGUGUCUGUGCUGCAAGCCAGGCAGCGGGGCCAAGGGACACAACCUAGAACAGGGCAAGGCUGCAUUCAUAAAGGAUGAGUCCAAAGAACCGAUAGUGGAGGUGAGGACAGAGGAUGAGUGCACAGCCAAUCACAACGCAGGAGGACCCACGGAACCCAGUGAGACCACACCCCUUACAGAGCCAGAGCUGGCCGCUCACACUGCUGCCCUGGCUCUGGAUACCCUCUCGUCUGUAGCCACCAUCUCUGACACAGCCAACACAACCUAUGACCCCGCCCAGGACAGCCCCUCUAGUGAGAGCACCGCUCUCACCUGUAGCCUGUCUGCCCUCGCUACUGACCCCCUGCCUGCCCCCGCCCCGGCACCCACCCCAGAGUCCAACACAGCCCCCCCAACCCCCUUCAUCUCCACCUCUGACAUCACAGCUAGAGUAGCCCCCCUGUUAGACCUUCUAGGAGACAGCUCUCCUAGAGCAGAGGACAAAAUGUAUGCCACUGCUGUUAGUGCCACAGAUUGCCCUAAAUCUCCCAAAAAUUCCCCUAUUCCAAUACCACCUAGGCGUCGAAACUCUAACAGACCUGCUCCUUCUCCUCCCACUCCCAAGAGCCCCACACCUACCCACUCCACCACCAUGGCCCCCAGGAAAUCUGCCCCGGAAAGUCCCUCUCUUGCCCCCUCCACUGCCUCUCCUAGUCCAAACACCAGGAAAGCUUCUCCUAUUGCCCUAGACAGCCCCUCUCCUGCUCCUAUGGCAUUCACUUUCCCAGCCUCUGACACCUCCACCUCUAAACUUGCACCUACUGCCACCAGCACUGCUAAACCUGUCCCUGUUACCCCUGUUCCUGUUACCCCUACUGUCCUGGGCUCUAGUACACCAGUCCCUGACCCUGACAAACCUGACUCUACUACCAAAGACACUCCCACUCCUGCCCCUAAUAUAGACCCCACUCCCACUACCACAUCUGUCCCUAGUGCUCCUACUACUGCCUUCAAUGCUGACAUAACUGCUGCUAUCGUUCACGAGGACACAAUCAAAUGUGCCCCUGUUUUCCCAGACAUUCUCACUAGUAUUCCAGUUCCCACAAGUGCCCCCACCACACCUGCCCCUAAUGCUUCCACUGCCCCGAGCUUUGCCACACCUGCUGCCCCCACGGUCACUAUCACACUGGCUUCUACUAUCUACGACACCCCAACACCCACCCUGACCCCCCACAUGCCCACCACCACAGCACCCCAAGCCCCAGAGAUAGAGUUAGAGUUGACCAAUGGGGUGGAGACUGAGAGCCCCUCCAUUCCCCCAGUAGAGCCCACUAGGUUUCAGAGUAGUCCCACUCCCUCCCCUGCCCCUGGCCUUUCCUCAUCCUCCUCCCCCCUGGCUAACGGAAACGGGUUUGGGGCAGACCUCCAGGCCUCAAGCCCCCCAGCUCUGGAGGAGUUAGACAGUCUGGCCAAGGCUGCUCCACUCAACGACGAGAAGAUAUUUGGAGGUGAGAAAAGUAAAGCGGAGGAGGCUGAGGUGAAGACAGCCCUGUCAGAGGGGACCACAGAACACAACAAUGUCACACAGAGAAACGCCAGCGACAACAAAGCAUGAUUGGGCAGCCUCAGCCCAUCCAAGAUGGCGGAGGCAGCAACACUCAUUACAGUCUGCAGCAGUUUUUCUUUCCAGUGCCCUUACUGCAUUUCCAGAACAGCAACAUGUGUCUGUGCAAUAGAGUUGAUUAGAGCACGAUCUGAUUGUGCAAACAUGUUUAUUCUCACGUAUGUUGUGUUUCGCUACACACAUGGAACACUAAAGAAUUCCAUUUGAGUGAUUUCAAGUGGUAUAGGAGGCAACAUUCUAGUUUUUACAACUACUCAGAGUUAUAAUUGUUUUCAGUGAGGAAAAACAAUGGAUUAUUCAGGAACAUAACACUGAGUGUAGAAAACAUUAGGAAUAUCUUCCUAAUAUUUAGUUAUACCCCCCUUUGCCCUCAGAAUAGCCUAAAUUCAUCGGGGCAUGGACUCAACAAGGUGUCGAAAGCCUUCCACAGGGAUGCUGGCCCAUGUUGACUCCAAUGCUUCCUGCAGUUGUGUCAAGUUGGUUGGAUGUCCUUUGGGUGUUGGACCAUUCUUGAUACACACGGGAAACUGUUGAGUGUGAAAACACAACAGCAUUGCGGUUCUUGACACACAGUGGGCCUGGUACCUACUACCAUACCCCGUUCAAAGGCACUUUAAUAUUUUGUCUUGCCUAUUCACCAUCUGAAUGACACACAUACACAAUCCAUGUCUCAAUUGUCUCAAGGCUUAAAAAUCCUUCUUUAACCUGUCUCCUCCUGUUCAUUUACACUGAUUGGAGUGGAUUUAACAAUUGACAUCAAAAGGGAUCAUAGCUUUCCUCUGGAUUUACCUGGUCAGUCUGUCAUGGAAAGAGAAUGAUGUUUUGUACACUCAGUCUAUAUAUACUGAAGAGAUUGACCAUGUAGACAUUAUUUUAUUAUUUCCAUGUUACAUUGUUCAAAUGUUUGAGGGCUAGUCUCAUCGAAUAGUCUCAUCGAAUAGUUUGUUUGCAUGUCUGAUUUGCAAAUGGUUCUUAAUGUUUUGUUUGAAACAUUUGACUGUUUUAAUAUUUAUGUCUGUAUUAGGGUGUGUUAUCAUACAGAUUGUUUCAAUGUUUCAAACAGAAGUUCAUGGAUUUGAUUUAACACCACUUCCCCAUGCUCCAAGGCAAGCUCUGAGUGACAGAGACAGACAGAAAGGAAGGUAGGGUUAUUUCUAGCUAGCAGCCCACAGUGCUGGGAAUGCUUGGGUUUCAGAGAAAGCCAUAUUAUCAUAGAUAUGUAUCAGGAGUUAUCAUAUGAGAUGUCUUCAACUCGCCUUACCUGGGGGUUCAGGAAAUGAAUACUGUAUUGUGCUAAAUGCAGAAGUACGUAUUGAGUGAAUAUUGUACUGGUAUUCACAAUGGAACACAAGAUCGAGCCAUGUGCAAGCGAUCCAGGGGUUCGCACAGAGAAAGGUUGUAGAGAAGAACGUUUAGUGAUCUAAGUGAAUGUCUCAUCAUGACCCAAGCACCACCACUUCCUUGUUUUAACAUCAACUAUGAUGAGUAUCUUAUCAUAUUCACAAGAAAACAAAGAAAAUGCCUGACAUUUAUCAUUUAGAAUCGUGUUUUUGAAGCAAAAAUCUUUUAAAGCAGUUUUUGUACUCUAUAUGGAAAGGUUUAUUUUCCACUCCUGACUGCGAGCUUGUGCACUGUGACUGUGUCAAUAGAUUGUCUUGUCGUCACUUUCAAUAAUAUCUGCAUAGCUUUGUCGUGAAAGGUUAACACAGCCUGGGGAGAUAUGUUGAGUUUUGGGCAUGAUGCAUACAAACGGUACUUUAUAAAAUAUGUGUAACAGAAUCCCAAACAGACAUGCCUAUGUUUGUUUAGGCAAUGCGAGUUUCAUAUUGAGUUAUGUGAGGGAGUUAUCAGAAUGAGGUCUGUUCAGGCCUAUAAAACGCUUUAUUUUAGUCUCCAGUUGUUGUUCAAGUGUUCUGUAAUGUUGUCUUUGAAUUGAUUUUGUUUUUGUACAAUAGCAGGCAUCAUGAGCUUGUUGCCUGUUGACUUUAUAAUCCCAGAGAUGGAGGGCAGGGUGGUAAUCUGACAACAGAAGAAAACAACACUCCAAAAUGUUAAUACUCUAUGUUGUUCUGCCACUUUCAUGUAAACAAUCAUUUCCCUCAGUACAUCAGUGGAAUAGGACAGUCAUGCCAGAACCUGUACAAUACAACCCUCUGCUGUUGUCAUCCUCCCACCCCGUCCCCUAUCUCUGGAGCCUCUUGGUUUUACUGGGUCAAACCCAGUGGACCGUUCUGCUCUCAGCGGUCUACAGUCAGAGUACUAACCCAUUUACAAAAUAAAACACGGUUUUGGAACCUCA